This is a messenger RNA of Eriocheir sinensis (Chinese mitten crab), 2031 nucleotides long. RefSeq lists its product as uncharacterized. Gene Ontology annotation, molecular function: RNA-DNA hybrid ribonuclease activity; nucleic acid binding. Bases 1 to 2031 code for a protein of 676 amino acids. The transcript is spliced from 3 exons. The record is from RefSeq and is a predicted model, not a curated record. Lineage: Eukaryota; Metazoa; Arthropoda; Malacostraca; Decapoda; Varunidae.
AUGGGUCCGCCCCAUCACAACGUGUACGGGUUCACAGAGGGGAAGAGUGCUGCUGACAGCAUGGCCUCCCUUCUGUCCACGAUCAACAACCAGCCGGCUGUUGUGGUCUUCCUCGACCUAGAGAAGGCCUUCGAGCUGAUCUCGCCCACUGCCAUAGCUGAUGCUCUUGCGGCAAAAGGUGUGUCAGGGCGGCUCAGUUGGGCACACGACUACCUUCGCGACCGCUCAGCAAAGGUAAGGUUCCAAGGCCAUGUCUCCAGCGAGCAGGGCUUCGAGAACGGCACUCCGCAAGGGGGCGUCCUCAGCCCAACGCUUUUCAACGCCCUCAUGGAAGCCCUUGCUAAGCUUCCGCUAGGACGCAUCGUCACCCUUCUCAGCUACGCCGACGACCUCGCGUUAGUCGCCGUAGGUAGAGGCAACAGGCUCUCAUGGGCACAGAAGGCUCUCGACUCAGUCACCGCUGCCUGCAGAGACCUAGGUCUCUCGGUUUCAGCCGGGAAGUCGAGGGCGAUGUCGGUCCUCGGCCCGACGCCUGAGCAGAGCCUGAGGAUACAGGGUGUUCGACUCGAGUGGUGCACAGCGUACCAGUACCUUGGAGUGUGGAUCGACCACAGGCUCACCUUCUCGAAGGAGGCUGAGUACCUGAAGAACAGCGUCGUGACUUCUCUCGAGAGGUGCCAGAACGACGCGCUGCGGCAUAUCCUCGGAGCGCCCAGGUGGACGAAGCUAGAGGCUCUGCGAGCCGAGGCUGAGCUCCCUCCCCUGAUGCUCCGGAUCGAACAGGUGGCAGCCGCGUGGGCAGCCAAAACAGUCGUCAGACUGUCCGACACCCCUGCGAGACGAAGGUUACUAACCUCUCUAGCACAGGAUGCCAGGCUUUUCACCGGCAGGACGUGGGCACGAGGGUUAGCGAGAGCGACCCGACUCUCACUCCCGGACGUGGACCUGGCAGGAAGAGGACCGGACGAGAAGGCAGAGGGCUACGUCGACCCGCCGCCAUGGGCUGCGGAUGUGGCUCGCUUCCACAUGGAACCCCUGCCUUUCAGCAAGCAGCAGGGCUCACGCGAGACCUUACUCGCCCACGCAAGAGGAACCCUUGCCCGCACAUCUUCGGAUGGGGCAAGUGUAUACUACACGGAUGGAUCCGUCGACCGAGAGAGAGGCAGAACAGCGGCGGCCUUCGUGAGCGGCGAGGAGACACACGGUUGGCGGACCGGCGACCACUGCUCUACCCUUCAGGCAGAGCUAGUGGCUCUCCUGACAGCGCUCCAGCACGCCCUACGCACCGACAACAAGGACAUCAACGUUUACACUGACUCGAUGACAGCACUUCAGACGCUCAGACGAGACAGGGUACGUGACAACAUCAGACUGGUGACUAUGACACUAGACACUCUGGGACGCCUGCGACGCGACGAGCGAGCCGUGACGUUCGCCUGGAUACCCAGUCACGCGGGUGUCCCGGGCAACGAGGCGGCGGAUGCAGCAGCCAAGCAGGCGCUGGACCAGGACCGGAUCGCGAUCGAGGUCCCUGUUAGCUUACAACAGCUAAAACGCACAGCGAAGAGGACUACAGGAAGGCGCGCGCUCGCGCUAGUGAAGGACGCUGAGGCAACCUCAGCGUCCCUUCAUUGGUACGCCAACGCUACCGGCUACGAGACCGUUCCCCUCCCCUCCUCCUUAGCGAGGAGGGAUAGGGUAAUGAUCCACAGACUGCGACUCGGCUACCCGACCGUUCGCUCCCUCAUAGCGGACUACGAGGGCGAGUUGUCCCUGCACUGCCUGGAGGAUACGGACGGCCCACUCGUCCACUACCUCCUGGACUGUGCGCAGACAGGCCCGCUAAGGACGAUGGCGGCCAGGAGGGGUUACACCCCUUGCGGAGCGAGAAGAACAGCUGCAGCAAGGAUGGUACGGUACCUGACGGACGACCUCGGGACACUCACGAGGUUCCUCAGACAGAGAGAGCCUCCACGAAUCCCCUCCGUUCCGCUCGCCUCCCUCCGACUAUCAGGGCUGGACCCCAUCUAA